Angiostrongylus costaricensis is the source of this 1647-nucleotide messenger RNA. NCBI's taxonomy places the organism in Eukaryota, Metazoa, Nematoda, Chromadorea, Rhabditida, Metastrongylidae. The record is from the annotation of a GenBank genome assembly.
AUGCCGAAGUAUUAUUGUGAUUACUGCGAUACGUUCCUCACUCAUGACUCGCCGUCUGUACGGAAGACGCACAAUGGUGGACGAAAGCACAAGGAAAAUCGUUGGAUGGAAGAACAAGCACAGAAGCUCGUAGAUGCGACAGCUCGUGCAUUCACUGGCGGUGGAGCGACGAAACCAAUGGGUAAACCGGCGAUGGGAACACCCAUGGGUGCGCCUAUGAUGCCAGCGAUGAUGGGUCGUCCACCUGUGAUGGGUGCUGCAGUGGCCGGUAUGCGGGCCCCGAUGCCACCGUUUGGAUUUCCUGGAACGAUGCCUCCGUUUGGUGUUCCAAUGGGAAUGCCUCCAAUGCGUGGACCCCCGGCACCUUUUCUACCCACUUCUGUGGUCACUCAAGAUGUCAUACGUGACGUUUUUGCGCAGAUUUCCAAUCGAGCGACAGAACCAAGCACAUCGUUGUUCAACGUAUUCGAUGCGUUUUCGUUACCUCGCUUCGUAUUUGACGCUAAUUGUGGAAAAAUGCUACUGGUUAAUGAAAUUCCGAAAGUGAUAUCAUCGGUCGAUAGAGCCACUGAAGCGAGAAGACAUCGAUUUCAGCUUGUUGCUCAGAGGAUCUCGCGAUGUAAGCAGUUACAAAGCAUUAAGUUCACUACGGUUGAAUCUCUUCUCGGGAGUGCUCAUCGGCAGAAUGAUGUCGUCGUAGUUGGCAUGCUAUCUCAACAAAAGAGCCACUGCUAUCACAUUGAAGACCUGACUGGUUCAGUUCAAGUGGGAUUUAACGAGGAAACUCGAUUUCAGCAUGGGAUGUUUACUUUGGGCAGUGUGGCUAUUUUCCAGGGCUCUUACGACUCAACACUGCUUACUGUUCGUGAAGUGGCGUUUGUACCACUGGAGUCAGCGGAGGAAACACGUGUAGUGUUUGGAAAUGUGAAUUGGUUCGGGGGUGAUGAUCCCGUAGCAUUUCGUUGCAAUGCUAAAUUAUGUGUUGCUGAGCGAAGCAAUCCGAACGUUCAAAUCGUAAUUUUAUCGGAUGUUCAUUUAGACAAUUCCAGAGUAAGCGUUGCAGUUUUUUUCCUUUGGUUACCGUAUAACCUUAGUUUACUUGCCAACCAGCUAAACGACUUUGCUUCUUCUUUUGCAUCAACGCAUUUUGUGUUUGUUCCUGGUCCAGAUGAUCCUUGUUUGAAUUUGGUUUUACCGCGACCUCAUUUACCAGGAGUACUGUUUAGUUAUUUCGAACAAAUUCCAAAUUGCAUAUUUGCAACAAAUCCUGUUCGUGUGCAGUAUGCUUGUCAGGAGAUAGUGGUUUUUCGUAACGAUCUCGUUGAGAAGAUGUGCAGACAUGCGGUAAAUGCCGUUGCGUCAGAAAAUAUUACAGAAAGUUUUGUGAAGACGGUUCUGAGCCAGGUUCACCUUUCUCCACUGCCAGCCCACAUUGCUCCAGUUCUUUGGGAAUUUGAUCAUGUGAUGAGCUUAUAUCCGCUCCCUGAUGUGCUUGUUGUAGCAGAUAAAUUCCGAUCUUUUGCUGAAAUACAAGCAGAAACCGUCGUUUGUAAUCCUGGAUCAUUCUCAAAUGGCUCAUUUGGAUUUCACGUUUAUUUACCAUUUGAGCGAAAAAUCGAAGACAGCGCAAUCGAUUUACCUACUUAG